Molecule: messenger RNA, 1335 nt
Organism: Cyclopterus lumpus (lumpfish)
Lineage: Eukaryota; Metazoa; Chordata; Actinopteri; Perciformes; Cyclopteridae
Gene: derl2
Product: derlin 2
Exons: 7
Coding region: 221-907 (228 amino acids)
Biological process (GO): endoplasmic reticulum unfolded protein response
Cellular component (GO): endoplasmic reticulum membrane; Hrd1p ubiquitin ligase ERAD-L complex
Molecular function (GO): ubiquitin-specific protease binding; misfolded protein binding
Source: RefSeq, a predicted model, not a curated record
GUCCCGUGUCGGCUCGGGCACAGCCGGGUGUCGCGUCGCGCAGCGGCCGCAGCGUCGCUGCUCCGCCGCUAGCUUGUAGCUGUAGCCGCUGUGAGAAGGGACGCGUCGGAACGGUCCUCCGGGACGUUACCGUCUUAAGUUACGGAGAGCCCGAGCUCUUUAAAGCGGAGCUACCUUCGGACACGGGAUCCAUCAUAAGGGCCGCAGUGUGUCUGUUGAGAUGCUGCUAGACAAUAUAGUUACAUGGGAACCCAAGAUAUGGCUUUACAUAACUGGGAUGCAACUAGAGAUCAUCACACCAUUUCAGCUCUACUUCAAUCCGGAUUUGAUUCUAAGGAAUUACCAGGUAUGGAGACUAAUAACCAACUUCCUGUUUUUUGGUCCAGUUGGCUUCAAUUUCCUGUUCAAUAUGAUAUUUCUGUAUAGAUACUGCCGUAUGCUGGAGGAGGGCUCCUUCAGGGGCCGCACGGCGGACUUUGUCUUCAUGUUCCUCUUCGGUGGGCUUCUCAUGACGAUAUUUGGCACGUUUGUAAGUCUGGUGUUUCUGGGCCAAGCCUUCACGAUCAUGCUGGUGUACGUGUGGAGUCGGCGAAAUCCAAACGUGCGCAUGAAUUUCUUUGGCCUGCUGAAUUUCCAGGCGCCCUUCCUUCCCUGGGUUCUGAUGGGAUUCUCACUUCUCCUGGGAAACUCCAUCAUUGUGGACCUUUUAGGUAUCGCUGUUGGUCAUGUGUACUUCUUUCUGGAGGAUGUUUUCCCCAACCAGCCAGGUGGUGGAAGGUGGCUCAAGACCCCGUCUCUUAUAAAGAUGCUGUUCGACACCCCGGAGGAAGACGCCAACUACAACCCUUUACCUGAGGAGCGCCCGGGAGGGUUUGCCUGGGGAGAGGGACAGCGCCUUGGAGGUUAAAUAUGCCCUCAGCUGUGUCUGAUGGUGCGCUCACUUCCAAGGACAUUUCCCCAGAGGGACGAAGGGGGACGAACACUUUUUUUGUUUUUGACUUGUUUAGUUCUGGAUGAAGAAUGCAAACAUAGAGAUAACCUCUGUUGUCUUUGUAUAUGGGUUUAUAUAAUCCCCAGAAACUCUUCUGGAUGCAGGACCCUUGCUCUGAGACUAUUUGAGAGAACACGAGCUUCUGAUGGAACUCUGGAUUGUGAGCCUUUAAGCUCUGGUGAUGUUUUUCUUCAAUUUCACAAAUCAAAGCUAGAAAACAACUGUCAUAUUAAAGAAAAAUAAACGACAACAGUAAAAUAUCUAAAUGAAUUUAUUCAGGUGGCGAUUUUUUUUUUCUUUUUUCAUUUCACUUUUUAAAGAAAUAAAUGUGUGUUGCAAAUUCU